Aspergillus mulundensis is the source of this 4017-nucleotide messenger RNA. RefSeq names its product putative dynactin. The coding region runs from base 1 to 4017 and encodes 1338 amino acids. The record is from RefSeq and is a predicted model, not a curated record. Gene Ontology annotation, cellular component: spindle pole body; cell tip; spindle. The transcript is spliced from 2 exons. Lineage: Eukaryota; Fungi; Ascomycota; Eurotiomycetes; Eurotiales; Aspergillaceae. Gene Ontology annotation, biological process: nuclear migration involved in conjugation with cellular fusion; establishment of mitotic spindle orientation.
AUGGCCGAGCUUACUACCGGCUGUGUGAUCACUCUCACGGACGGUCGGCAGGCCACCGUCCGGUUUAUAGGAGCUACGAGCUUCGCCGACGGCGAGUGGAUUGGUGUCGAAUUGACCGACGACUCGGGGAAGAACGAUGGAUCUGUGCAAGGAGAACGAUAUUUUGACUGCGAGCCGGGCUUUGGCAUGUUCGUUCGCCCAACUGCCAUCGCCGCAGUCAUUGAACGUCCCGUCCGAACAGCCAAACCCGCAGCCAAACCAGGCACCGCUCCUUCCCAGAGUAGAAGCCGCACUCAGAGCGGCCUAUCUGCCGCACCAGGGCUGAAGAGGCCGGGAUCUAUAUCAGCAAUGAACUCCAAGCGAAACAGCGCCAGUUCCAGUCCGACGCCUACCCCAAAAGGCCCAGCACAGCGCCCGUCUUUGAAGGCACCCUCCAAAUCGCCUACAAAACAGUUAACCUCCGCAACCCCCGCCGGACGUCCGUCUAUCAGCGGCACUUCGCGCCCCUCUGUCGCCGCACCAAAAGCUCGGCCUACUACCACGAAGUCGUCAAUGGGUCCUCCUCCACAACCUACCGCAUCCCGUCCCGCUCGUACAUCCUUAUCCGGAUCCGGAAAUAAGGCAAGCAGACAAAGUUUGCAGGGACCUGCGGGAACCGCAACUUCAGGAUUGUCCAAGCGGCCCACUCUGCGACCAACAGCUACGACCAGCACAUCAGAUGAGGCGAGUCCAGCUGCGGACGACUUUGAACUUAACUACGAUGAUGCGGAAGGUGAUCUCGACAUGGAGGAUUCCGCAUCGAAGCUUGCACCAUCCGCACAAACCAGCUCUUCCCGUCUGUUACCUGGCCAAUCUGCAUCGCCACGACAGCCACAGAAUACGGCCAUAAACAGAGAACUUGACGAACUGAAAACGAAGUUGAAGGUGAUGGAAAAGAAACGAGCCGAGGACCGAGAGAAAUUGAAGAAUCUGGAACAGUUGCAGGCCGACCGCGAUAAAUUGGAGGGUAUCAUUCGAAGCGUGCAGACAAAAUUUCAGCCACAUGAGCGCAAUAUGACCGAGAUGCGUAAACGGGCCACAGAGGCCGAGGCCCGAGUGGAAGAAGUUGAAAAACUCCUAGCGGAGCAUGACUCGCUAAUGGAAAUUGCUAGUCUUGACCGCGAAAUGGCUGUAGAGAUGGCUGAUGCGCAUAAGAUGGAAUGCGAGACCCUUAGACUGAGAGUUGAGGAGCUAGAGUUGGAAGUAGAAGUGCUAAGGGAAGAGAACGAGGAAUUCGGACAGACCAUGACCCCAGAGGAUAAAUCCAGCCAUGGGUGGUUGCAGAUGGAGAAGACAAACGAACGACUUCGUGAAGCACUGAUUCGCCUUCGCGAUAUGACACAGCAGCAAGAAGCAGAGCUUAAGGAUCAGAUCAAGGAGCUCCAGCAGGAUCUUGAAGACUAUGAAGCUGUCAGGUCGAAAUAUGAGACUACGAAGGAAAAGCUAUUGAAAUCAGAAAACAACCUGCGUGAUCUCAAAGAACGGCUCGACUCUGUUCAGGCUCAGGAUGAAUUGGUGGAAGAGAUGGUUGAAAAGAACCUGGCCCUCCAGAAAGAAAUUGAUGACCUUAAAGCGGAUAUUGCUGAGCUCGAAGUAUUGAAGGAGAUCAACGACGAGCUCGAGUGGAACCAUGUUGAAACGGAGAAGCAAUUGCAAGAAGAAAUAGAGUACCGCGAAACUCUCUAUAACGAUCAAGUGCACAGGAUUUCGCAGCAGGAUGAAGUGAUUGAAGAUCUGGAAUACACGCUGACCCGCUUCCGAGAUCUUGUUUCUAACCUGCAGGCGGAUCUGGAGGAUAUGCGGGCCUCCCAACAAAUAACAGAGGCUGAGGCUACCGAUCUUACUGCACGCUCCAGAGCAAUGAUGGACUUGAACCUCAAGUUGCAGUCGUCAGUCGCGAAAGCUCAGACGAAGACGAUUGAUAUUGAGCUGAAACGCAUCGAAGCCGAGGAAGACACGCAACAUCUGUCGAUUUUGAAGCUGUAUCUGCCGGAAUACUUUGAGGACGAACGGAACUCUGUUCUCGCACUCUUGCGCUUCAAGCGAGUCAGCUCCAAAGCAUCAUUGAUGAACAGCACCAUUGAGGGGAUGAUUUCCGAGCAGGCGUCGAUAUCUCCAGCUUUGGAAGACAUUUUUACUGCCCAUGAUGUCCUAGAGAAGCUUCUCUGGAUAAACUCAAUCUGCGGUCGAUUUGAGAGCUACAUCACAAACUGUUCUGCUGAGAGCUUUGGCGGUGUCCAAGGUGCUUUCUACGAGCUGGAACCUGUGGAACGUACGUUAAACUUCUGGCUCGAAGGCUUGAAGAAGAACGAAAUAAACAUGAAGAAGUGCGCCAUCGAACUGCAAAGAUCCAUAUCUCUGCUAUCACAUCUAGCCGAGACUCUACUCCCGACUUCGUUGGAGACAUUCGCUGACGAACUCUGUAUGAGUACGACACUGACACUAUCGUACAUUGAGAAUUCGGUAUCUUCAAUGUUGCGACUCCUCUCCCUACUACAGUCGAAACUUCCGAAGCCUGAAGAAGGCGAUGAAGAAGCCGCAUUUUUGUUCGGCAAAAUUGAAGGCUUUGUCUCUCAAGCUCGCAGCUUGAAAGUUGCCACGGCCAAAAUCAACCGUGCUCUUGGCGAUCUGCGGUCAAGGUCUCUUGCGCUCUCGAAAGAUGCAUGCGGUCCUUUCAAACAGGCGGAGGAUGCUGCGAAGGAUCUUUCAAGUUUAUCGCGACAAAUGGGAGAGAACAUUGUGCUCUUGGUUAGCGAUGAUAGUCGUGCUGAACCGAUUUCCUUGCAAGAGGCCUUAACGAGCAUGUCUCAGCAAGCCACACGAUACCAGCCAGGAACGACUGAAAACAACGACGGCAUGUCGCUCAUUUUCACCAUGCUGCGUAGCCUGAGCGGUACUCUAGAAGAACUUGGCUCUAUUUCAUCCGAUUUAUCUAUUACUUCAGAGUUUGAGAAGCGUCCUUCGCCUUGGAUUGCACGAUCUGCAGAGCUAAAAUCCAGUAAAGCAAACUCCCCGGAUGCCGAGGAAGAAAUCCGUCGUCUGAAAAACGAACUUCGCGAAGCAGCUACUGCGCUAGGCGUCAAAGACAAGAACAUCGAGGAACAGGCCAUCAAGGUAGAGCUCGUCGAGUCACGUAUGCGAGAAGCAAGCAAGAAGGCAGCCGCUGUAAAGGACCUGGAAGCAAAGAUCGAAGAGAUGGCUACAAAAGAGUCCGAGCUCAAAACCACAGUUGAAGCCCAGCGCAAAGAUCUGCAAGGCCUUGAGGCGGAACGAGAUGAGAUUAAAGCACAGCUUGAGAGGGUGAAACGCCUGUCCGGAACCGCCGGAGUCACCGCAUCCCCCGGCACGGUCGUUGACAACGCCGCCUCUCUAGCAGCAAUGCAAGAAAACGAAGCUCUCCGUGCCGAGGUCGAAUCCCUUCAAUCCGCGGUCCGCUUCCUCCGCGAGGAGAACCGCCGCCAAACGAUCCUCGACCCAUACUCCGUGCAACGUUCCUCAGAGCUCUACUCUUGGCUCGACGCGCCACUCUCCCAGAAGGCCGUCCACAAUACCCACCGCGAAAAGAUCCAGCAAACCGCCUCCGAAAGCCGCGAUGUCCUCUCCCACCUCCUCAAACUCACAAAAGAAUCUUCUAUCGCUGACCUCAAAUAUACUCGCUUUGCCAGUGGCACCAGCACUGGCUGGCGCCCGUCAAAGGAGAAGCUCAAAUACCAGGUCCUCCAGCAGCGCGAGGACUUUGAGCGCUGGGCAGAGUGGAAGGAUGAGGUUGUUGGCCUUGGACGCGAACAGGAUCGCCUAGUCGCUGCUAAACAGGAGAGGUUUGUGAGGGGCCCGCGUGCAGGCGGGCGUGGGCAUGCCUCGCAUCCCUCUAUGGGGUAUGGUAUGAUGGGAAGGGCGUGGCAGAUCCUGGGUAUGCAGCAGGAUCACAAGACGAAUGCUGCCCAGUCCGUUGAGCCGGCCAUUGAGCCAACAUUUUAG